AUGAGGCUUUCCAUUGUACUUUCUCUAGUUAUCAUUCUGUUGGCUGUUACAACGCCAAACACAGUAUAUUGUAGAGACUACCCCUCCAAAGUAAAGGCCAUUGUUGAAGAACCUGUAAUGAAAGAGAACAACAGUGAUGUUUUCAGGGUUUUGAUUGAUGGUAAAGUUCAUACCAUGUCUUCAGGGCCAAGUGAAAAAGGCCCAGGUCAUUGA
Molecule: messenger RNA, 213 nt
Organism: Lathyrus sativus (Indian pea)
Lineage: Eukaryota; Viridiplantae; Streptophyta; Magnoliopsida; Fabales; Fabaceae
Source: the annotation of a GenBank genome assembly